AUCUUGAUGGAAAAAAGGAACCUGUUUGACACUAUGAAAAAAGUUGGAGUUAUUGGACUGUUACUGCUGCCACAGGCAAAAUCAUCAUCAGGUUGUCAUCCUCAUGUUAAUCUUGUGAAAGAGGAGGAAAAGUGCAUGAAAGAAGUGAUACUCUUUAAGUCACACAAAGCAACAGAAAACAAUAUCAGCGUACACUGUAAGGGAAUGUGGGAUGACCUGAACUGCUGGCCACCUGCUUCUCUCGGGGAAACGGUCUCUCAACCAUGUCCAGAGUUUUUCAACUCAGAAGGGACAGUACAUCGCAACUGCACUGCCAGUGGCUGGACAGACCCACUCGUCCCACAUGAAGAUGCAUGUGGCUACACCUUCAAUGAGACACUCCACUUUCUUGGAGAGUCCUCAGAUUCCCAUUUGUACUUCUCCUAUGUGAAGACCAUGUACACAGCUGGAUACACACUGUCCCUCAUCUCUCUCACCGUUGCCAUCACCAUUUUCUGUCUGUUUAGGAAGCUGCACUGCACCAGGAACUACAUCCACAUCCAGCUGUUCAUCUCCUUCAUCCUGAGAGCCGUCUUCAUCUUCAUCAGAGACUCUCUGCUGUUUACUAAUGAAGAGCUGUACCACUGUGACUAUUACCCAGUGGCGUGUAAGGUUGUUCUGAUGUUUUCCAACUACUCCAUCCUGGCAAACUACAGCUGGCUGCUGGUGGAGGGUCACUUCCUCUUCACCCUGGUGAGCCGCUCCUUCUUCUCCCUGAAGAAACACCUCGCCUGGUACAUCGUCCUGAGCUGGGGUUUGCCAUUGAUUGUUAUUGUCUCCUGGGGGUGUGCCAAGUAUUUUUAUGAAGACGAAGGCUGUUGGGAAACCAGAAGCCACGAAUGGAUUUGGUGGAUACUUCGAGUGCCAGUUCUCCUAACUAUAUCUAUGAACCUCAUCUUUUUCUUGGGCAUUCUGAGGAUUCUGGUGAACAAACUGAGAAUGCCAGAUGCUCAGAGGAAUGAAUUCAGCCAGUAUAAGAGGCUGAUCAAAUCCACGUUUUUUCUGGUGGCUCUGUUUGGUCUGCAUUACAUCCUCUUUGUUUUCUUACCUGUUGAAGUCAGCAGCUUGGUGUUUAAGAUUUGGACCUUUGCAGAGCUGGCUCUGUCAUCCACACAGGGUUUUGUGGUUGCUGUCCUUUACUGCUUCAUGAAUGGAGAGGUGCAACAUGAGAUUCAGAGGAGGUGGAGGAGGUGGAGGCUCACUCAGCACUUGCCCAGUCGGCCCAGGCAGCAUCACGGCUCCAUCAGCCACAGUGGGUCUCCUCACACACAGGUCUCCCUGCUGCCUUGCUCUCCGGGCAGCCCGACAGCCGGUGGACUCCCUGUUGAUACUGUGGAGAUGUGAUUCAAGAUGGAAUUGGCUCAUUUUCUCUCAUCCAUACAUAAUGAACCUUGGCUUCG
Molecule: messenger RNA, 1439 nt
Organism: Toxotes jaculatrix (banded archerfish)
Lineage: Eukaryota; Metazoa; Chordata; Actinopteri; Toxotidae
Product: secretin receptor-like
Exons: 13
Coding region: 7-1383 (458 amino acids)
Biological process (GO): adenylate cyclase-modulating G protein-coupled receptor signaling pathway; cell surface receptor signaling pathway
Cellular component (GO): plasma membrane
Molecular function (GO): G protein-coupled peptide receptor activity; secretin receptor activity; peptide hormone binding
Source: RefSeq, a predicted model, not a curated record